This is a messenger RNA of Piliocolobus tephrosceles (Ugandan red Colobus), 1337 nucleotides long. Its product is annotated as zinc finger and SCAN domain-containing protein 16. The transcript is spliced from 4 exons. The coding region runs from base 154 to 1200 and encodes 348 amino acids. NCBI's taxonomy places the organism in Eukaryota, Metazoa, Chordata, Mammalia, Primates, Cercopithecidae. Gene Ontology annotation, molecular function: RNA polymerase II cis-regulatory region sequence-specific DNA binding; DNA-binding transcription factor activity, RNA polymerase II-specific. Gene Ontology annotation, biological process: regulation of transcription by RNA polymerase II. The record is from RefSeq and is a predicted model, not a curated record.
AGAGCGGCCCGGAAGUGCCCGGCUGAAGUGGCCGGGCGCUGAUUGGUGUCUUUGAGUCUAGUCUUUGUUCGGGGCUGUCCAAAGGACGCUAGCUAUUGCACCUGUUCCUCCCCGCGCAUAAGAUAGAGGAUAAAUCUCCUGACAAAGCCCAUAAUGACCACAGCCCUGGAACCUGAGGAACAAAAAGGACUUCCAAUAAUUAAGGCAGAAGACCAUUACUGGGGACAGGAUUCCAGCUCACCAAAAUGCAGUCCUCACAGGAGGGAACUCUGUAGACAGCACUUCAGGAAGCUGUGCUAUCAGGAUGCACCUGGACCCCGUGAAGCUCUUACCCAGCUGUGGGAGCUCUGCCGUCAGUGGUUGAGGCCAGAAUGCCACACCAAGGAGCAGAUUUUAGACCUGCUGGUGCUAGAACAGUUCCUGAGCAUUCUUCCUAAAGACCUGCAAGCAUGGGUGCAGGCACACCAUCCAGAGACUGGAGAGGAGGCAGUGACUGUGCUGGAGGAUCUGGAGAGAGAGCUUGAUGAACCUGGAAAGCAGGUCCCAGGCAAUUCAGAAAGACAGGACAUACUCAUGGACAAGUUGGCCCCCUUGGGAAGGCCAUAUGAAUCACUGACUGUCCAGCUCUAUCCCAAGACGACCCAACUGGAGCAGGAAGCUGGGAAACCACAAAGGAAUGGUGAUAAAACUAGGACUAAGAAUGAAGAGUUGUUCCAGAAGGAAGAUAUGCCCAAAGACAAGGAAUUCCUUGGGGAGAUAAAUGACAGACUGAACAAAGAUACUCCUCAGCAUCCCAAGUCCAAAGAUAUUAUGGAAAAUGAGGGCGGAUCAGAAUGGCAACAGAGGGAAAGAAGACGAUAUAAAUGUGAUGAAUGUGGGAAAAGUUUCAGUCAUAGCUCAGACCUUAGUAAACACAGGAGAACUCACACUGGAGAGAAGCCCUAUAAAUGUGAUGAGUGUGGAAAAGCCUUCAUUCAGCGCUCACAUCUCAUUGGACAUCAUAGAGUACACACUGGAGUAAAACCCUAUAAAUGUAAAGAAUGUGGGAAGGAUUUCAGUGGGCGCACAGGUCUUAUUCAACAUCAGAGAAUCCACACAGGUGAAAAACCCUAUGAAUGUGAUGAGUGUGGAAGACCUUUCCGAGUAAGUUCAGCUCUUAUUAGACAUCAAAGAAUUCAUACAGCAAAUAAACUCUACUAAUAUGGUAGUGAUAUCAAAAGUUCUUUAGACACUCAGGCCUAACUAGUUAUCAGAGAAUCUAAUUUAGAAACCUUGAGUUUCCUCAAUGUGGUCAAAGCUUCAGUCAUCAUUAAACUACUCUGGCACCAAAGAAUCUA